This is a messenger RNA of Aspergillus candidus, 610 nucleotides long. Its product is annotated as F1F0 ATP synthase subunit f. Gene Ontology annotation, biological process: proton motive force-driven ATP synthesis. The transcript has 5 exons. Bases 87 to 392 code for a protein of 101 amino acids. Lineage: Eukaryota; Fungi; Ascomycota; Eurotiomycetes; Eurotiales; Aspergillaceae. The record is from RefSeq and is a predicted model, not a curated record.
GACCUCCCGACCCUAUUGGAGCUUAUUACGCAUCUUGUAGUUGCCAUUGAAUUGAAGUUGACUAACCCCAGUCUAGUUUGCCCAAGAUGAGCUUCAUCGUUCGCCGAGGUCUCUCGACCUUGAUCCCUCCCAAGAUCGCCUCCCCCAACGCCAUCGGUGCUGCUAAGGAUGCUGCUCGUAUGGACCGUGUGGUGAACUUCUACGCCAGACUCCCCCGUGGCGCCGCCCCUGAGAUCAAGGCCACUGGUCUCAUCGGCCGCUACCAGGCGCGUUACUGGGGCAAGAACCCUUCUGCCGCUCCCCUGGCCCACGCCAUCGGUGCCAUCCUGAUCCUGGGUUACAGCAUGGAGUACUACUUCCACCUGCGCCACCACAAGAACCACCCCCACUAAGGGUUUGAAUCAUUGAUUGGGCGCGGGGGAUUUGUGUAUAUACCGCAGAGCCUAGAAUGAUGCGAAUGUAGAACAGUUCAAUCGAACAUUCACAUUAUCUUUUCUUUAUUUUCCCCUAUUGUUUCCAAUAGUCUAUCCAUAUACUAUCAUCGUCUUACAUUUGAUCGUACGGGUGUUCUGUUAAAUCAUGUCCGUGUGUAUUGGUUUGCCGGGUGCCG